This is a messenger RNA of Drosophila melanogaster (fruit fly), 623 nucleotides long. RefSeq lists its product as uncharacterized. Bases 42 to 623 code for a protein of 193 amino acids. Lineage: Eukaryota; Metazoa; Arthropoda; Insecta; Diptera; Drosophilidae. The record is from RefSeq and is marked reviewed. The transcript is spliced from 2 exons.
AUGCUGUUCCACUAUAUACUCCUUGCAACCCAUCUAUCUAUAUGUAUGACAUUUUCCAGCUAAGUGAACCCAACAUCGUCUACAAACUGAAAAAUAUCGAGUGCUCCACAGUGCCUGGAUUCUCCGCGAAUGCUUCGUGUCAUAUAAGAGCAAUAAAUUGGAACAAGGCGGUGGCUGAAAUGGAUGUUUAUCUGCUGAGGCCUUUGUACAAUAUAACAAUUCGAUUUCAGAUCCUCAAGAAGGACUACAGCAACAAGUUUCAGCCGUUCCUCGUAGACGUCGUGAUAAACAUGUGCGAUGCAUUAUCCAGGCGUAGCUUUAUACCAUAUGGCUUGAUCAUCCUGAAAAUUGCCAGGACGUUCUCGAACUUUAAUCACUCCUGUCCAUAUCGCGGCCAUUUGAUGGCACGCGGCGCCUACUUGAACGAAUCCUACUUGCCCAACGUUUUUCCCCUAGGUUUCUACAAAUUCAACAUUACGAUCAUGGAAAACUACAUAACUCCACCGAGCGCACAUGUUGGGGGUAUUAUCUGGUACGUUCAGGCCAUGCACGCAAUCCAGCCGAAAAAGAAAACCAACAGAGACCGGGGUUUUUCCGGGGGCCAACAAAGAGAGCAGAACUAA